Messenger RNA from Fusarium poae, 1467 nucleotides. RefSeq lists its product as uncharacterized. NCBI's taxonomy places the organism in Eukaryota, Fungi, Ascomycota, Sordariomycetes, Hypocreales, Nectriaceae. The transcript is spliced from 8 exons. Gene Ontology annotation, biological process: regulation of DNA-templated transcription. Gene Ontology annotation, molecular function: zinc ion binding; DNA-binding transcription factor activity, RNA polymerase II-specific. The coding region runs from base 1 to 1467 and encodes 488 amino acids. The record is from RefSeq and is a predicted model, not a curated record.
AUGCAGGGUGAGGAAGCCACAGUUGCUAAGACUAAUAAGCCUCGACAGCGUCGUACGCACACGCGAAGUAGAUCGGGCUGCUCAGAGUGUCGCAACCGCAGAGUGAGAUGUGACGAGCAAAAGCCUCAAUGCCAAAACUGCAUCAACAGCCAGAGAACAUGCGAGUACCCUCCUGUCAAAAUCCCUCUCAGGGAGCGAAGAGCACUAGAGAGAGCAGCUGAAAAUGUUCAACCUUGGCAGGCUACGACGCCCUGGGUACAUACCCCUCGGGAAACUUCCAGAUAUGCUAAAAGACCUGAGGUACCAAAUUCACAGUCUUUGGUAGCACAAUUGGCUCUUUCUACAUCGGUGAUGAACAUGGGUUGUUCUUCCAUUAAUAUGCCGCUGAGAUCACAGGAGCUGUUUCAUUACUUCUAUGGGACUGGUUCAACGCUUGGAGUUUCACCGAAGGACCACACAAAAGACUGUCUUGCCUUUAUCAUCUCAAAUCCCGACUCACUUAGAAGCGCAGUACUCAUGGCGGGUAUCCAUUUCGCUUUCAACGUUGGCACCCUCUCCAAGUUUGAAACGACAUUUCUGUAUCACAAAAUUGAGGCUGUACAGCAAGUUAGGAAGUGGGUAUCUAGAGGAGACAUAAAGCUACUUGCCGGGAUCACCAAACAGAUCGCUACUUUGACUUUUGCCGAGAUCUGUCGAGGUGAUGUAAGAUUAGCUGAAACACACCUAAGUGUCGUUUAUGCUCUUUCCAACCGAUUACGAGGUCAAGAGGAUGGCCAGUGCAAGACCAUCGAUCAAGAGCUUUCAGAUCGAUAUUUCCUUCUGACAUCCACUUUUGUCCACGGCUUGAAGAGUGUUCUCAAAGGCGUCGCCUCUGAAAAUGACCUCCUCCACAAUUUCCACUUGACAGCUGGCCAAUUCUCCCAUCAUCUCAAGCUCAAGGCCGUUCGGUUAAUUCCAGCCUUUUUUGAAGCGCCUUACAGCGGUGCACAGUUACUCGACGUUGACUACAGGCCCAUUCUCGAGUGUCUCCAGGGUGUAGUUGAGAUGGGUUCAAAAGAACAGGAUGAGUUUUGGCUAUACGGUCGAUCCUCUGUGUUUUACGACAACAUCAUCUCGGCACAUCUGAACUCUAUUUACUAUGGGAGUGAUGACAACAAGUCUGACGCCACUACGCCUGAAGAAUUGAGGCACAGGACAUCCUGGUGCGCUCUGAUGGUAGCGGUAGAGUUGUAUGUCGAACAGGUUGUGACUCUAUGGUGUCCCUUGAAAAAGGAGAUACUCCUCCACUCUUUACGCAUACUGCAACGUGAUGUUGCUUUUGCUAUGCAAAAGCCUGACUCAUUGCAACUUGCGGAGUUGAUAUUGUGGGAGUCGUUUGUUGGGCUGGUAAGCAUCUGUUGGCAUGAGAAGGAGGGCGAUAUGGACUUGGAACCUGGUUUGAGGCCGUUCUUUGAAGGAAUUUCGUAA